Messenger RNA from Eurytemora carolleeae, 1823 nucleotides. RefSeq names its product FMRFamide receptor. The record is from RefSeq and is a predicted model, not a curated record. Bases 21 to 1190 code for a protein of 389 amino acids. The transcript has 11 exons. Gene Ontology annotation, biological process: G protein-coupled receptor signaling pathway. Gene Ontology annotation, molecular function: G protein-coupled receptor activity. Gene Ontology annotation, cellular component: membrane. Lineage: Eukaryota; Metazoa; Arthropoda; Copepoda; Calanoida; Temoridae.
UUCUAUAAUUUCAGAGAGAAAUGAAUACAAGUGCAGAUGAAACCGUUUCUACCUGCAUUAGUACCUAUCUACCUAGAGCAAUGGAGAGAAUGGAGAGCUUGUUAAUCCAGGGAAAGAAUACAUCUCUGAUGCUGCAUUUGUUAGAUGAGGUUGGGAGGGAUUGUGGAUAUGAACCAAACUAUCGAGAUUUAGCUCCGUAUACAUUCUGGAUCACAGGGAUACUCUCUCUCCUCCUGGGUCUCUUCGGACUGGCGGGAAACAUUCUCAGUAUCAUAGUUCUCAUGCAGAAGAGAAUGAGCAGUGUAUUUAACCAUCUCCUUGUUCUACUAUGCUGUGCAGAUAUUUUGGUCACUCUAACAGGACUUAUAUUUUCGUUUAAGGUUCUUAUUCCUGGUCUUUAUAUGAGAACUGUUCUACCUAUUAGUGACAGCUUGGCUCAUGUAGCUGUUACAGCUAGUGUCUUCUUCACAGUUGCAAUCAGUCUUGAGAGACAUACAGCUGUCUGUUCUCCACUAACCUACCAGGCUCGGAUAGUAGAGAAGGGUCACGUGUGCCUGCUGGUGUCCUACAGCCUGCCGGUCAUACUAUUUUCCAUCCUGCUCAACCUGCCCAGGAUAUUCGCGCACUUUCCCUUCGGACAGAUCCUUCAGGCGGAUCCUAUGUAUAUACAGACCGGAAUCUAUUCUCAAAUCUUCCAUCCGGUUUGUACCACGUGUAUCCUUCCGUUCAUAUCUCUAGCUGUUCUCAACUACAGGAUAUUUCUUGCUUCUCGUCGCCAGGGUUCAGCCAACAAUCCUUCUGAUCUAGCAAUGGCAAGAACUAUGAUGGCUCUAGUCCUCAUAUUCUUAAUUCUAAACCUGCCUCGGCUUUCUUUAGGACUUUAUGAGGUUGCUUUGAUACCAAAUAUAAACAGAUGCAACACACUAAGCUGUCCGUACAAUCCAGACUAUAGACAGUGGAUUGCAGAUAUAUUUGUCAGAUUCCUGGUUGUAAUGAACUCGUCAAUCAACUUUGUUAUUUACUGCAUGGUUGGAUCCAGGUUCAGGGAAUGCUUGUGGGCGCUUCUACCUGAAAUCCGGUUUGGUCGUAGUGUUACCGUGACUGCAGUAGACCCUCAAGCUGUCACAUGUUUAGUUCCAGAAAAUAACAACAGCGAGGACGGCACUUCACAGUGUACCACAGCUGUUUAAAUCUCAGCUGUUAUAUCAAGAAUGCUGCAGCGAUCAAAUCUCUAAAAGACAAAUGUUAGUCUCUAAAAUGUGAUAUUCAAUUUGAAAGUUUGAGUCCACGUUGAAUUUAACCAAAAUUAAAACAUCUUAUAAAACUGUAACAAAGAAGUUUUAAAACUGAAAUAAUAAUUAUAAUUAUAAGAUAAAAAAAUCUUAAUUCUAAUAUUCUAAAGGAAAAAAUAAAAGAGAAAAACAAUGAAAAAUAUAUUUCUUUUAUCAAUUGUUUGUAAUGGAAUAAGAGACUUUGGUUUAUGUUGGUGAUAUUUCUUUUUAUAAAAACUGGGCCCUGCAGUAAAACUAUUUACAGUUAUAGAAAUAUAAAAAAAAUAGUUACCAACCUAAACCAAAGACUUACCUGAGGUUUCUAUAGUGAAACAAAAUUUGCACACAAAAAAUAAAAUCCUAAUUCUCCGAGUUAAUACUUUAAAACCCUAGAAAAAAUUCUAAUCCCCACUUAGGUUGAUUUAGGUACAUUUACGAUUAUCAAGCUUGAACUGCAAGAAUUAUCGAAAGUAAUUUCAACAGAUUAUUGUUUAAAAAUGUAUGUUCAUUAAUUGUUCACAUAAAUGUUUAAUAUAAUUUGUAAAAAAUUGA